Molecule: messenger RNA, 1136 nt
Organism: Hibiscus syriacus
Lineage: Eukaryota; Viridiplantae; Streptophyta; Magnoliopsida; Malvales; Malvaceae
Product: probable E3 ubiquitin-protein ligase RNF217
Exons: 2
Coding region: 22-930 (302 amino acids)
Biological process (GO): protein polyubiquitination; ubiquitin-dependent protein catabolic process; positive regulation of proteasomal ubiquitin-dependent protein catabolic process
Cellular component (GO): cytoplasm; ubiquitin ligase complex
Molecular function (GO): zinc ion binding; ubiquitin protein ligase activity; ubiquitin conjugating enzyme binding
Source: RefSeq, a predicted model, not a curated record
GAGUCUUUGCUAUACGUCAGCAUGGCACAAAUCGCACCAUCAUCCGAUCUUGAUUUUGUUGAUGAUUUAUACUACUCGGCACUCUUUGACCAACCCGAAGAUGAAAUCUUCCCACCAUCCGAUGACAAGUAUGCCCAAGAGUUGCUGUUUCAAGAGGCUCUCAUGUCAUCAACAGUUUCUUCGAACAUGGGUAACAGAAGCACCAUCUGCAACCCGUGCAUGGCCCAUUCUUCAUCUCCCAUAUUAAUCCAACCCGUGCCUCUGCUGGGGUUCAUGGACAUGGAGACGAAGGAAGCCGGUGAAUCCUCCAUGAGCUUCUGUGAGAUUUGCGUUGAGAGGAAAGAAAACGAUCAGAUGUUCACAACGGAAAGUUGCAAUCACUCUUACUGUUCUGAUUGCGUGAGCAAGCAUAUUUUGACAAGGGUUGAAGAAAACGUGACCGUCAUAAGGUGCCCUGGAGUGAAUUGCGGAGCUGUCUUGGAACUCGAUAACUGUAGGCCUCUGCUUCCUGGGGCGGUAAUCCAUCGGUGGGAAGAUGCACUUUGCCAGGAGUUUAUUAAUGCAUCCCAGAGAUUUUACUGCCCUUUCAGGGAUUGUUCGGCCUCGUUGCUGAAUGACGGAGGGGAAGUUAUUAGAGAAUCUGAGUGCCCUUUUUGCCAUAGGUUGUUUUGUGCACAGUGUUAUGUGCCAUGGCAUCCGGGGAUUGAAUGUGCGGAAUUCCAGAGGCUUAAUGAGGAUGAAAGAGGCAGACAAGAUCUCAUGUUGAGGGAACUUGCCAAGGAGAGAAAAUGGGCUAGGUGCCCUAAGUGCAAAUACUAUGUUGAAAGAACAGUUGGUUGCCCACAUAUGACUUGCAGGUGUAAGUUUCAGUUUUGUUAUGGUUGCGGAGAGAAGUGGAAUGCCAAUCACGGUGGUUGCCAGAGGAAUUAAGAGCACAACAACUCAACAAGACCACAAUAAAUGUUACCAUCCAUCCCUUAAGUUGUUUUUAGUCUCUUAAAAGAAACUAUUUGCAUCAACUGUGGAGCGAGUUUAAUUUGGUUUAAUGCUCUAGUUUGUGAAAAGUCGGACCAUUUGUUCAAUUUAGUACUGAGAAUUGCUGGUUAUUAUUCUACUAUGUGAAUGAUGUUUAUCCA